AUGGAGGGCAGCCCUCGCUUCCGGCAACAGUUUGCUCGCGAUUUGCGGCGCCACCACCGGGGCUAUCGCGAUAUCGUCGUCCCCAAAGGCCCCGUCGAGGAGGCUGUGGAAGAGGAUCCUAGCGAUGCCGAUGCAUCAGCGAUCCCGAAUUUGCAGGUUACCGAUACCGAAUUGAACGCUCUGCAGUCCCGAUUUCUUGAUGUUCGCAGGACCCCCAUCGACGAAUUCAACCGUUCCCAGCCGCUGCUAACGCUUGCAUUCCCUACCCUCUACCCUGACGGCAAGGCCGACUUCGUGGAGCCUCGUUUACGGAGCAUCACGUUCCAGGACUACCUUGCCCAUGCGAUGAGAUGGCAUGACGGACGUUUCGCCCGCCAUAAGACGUGGCCUUUCGUCGCCCUCAACACGCUGUUACAGGAAGCAAUGGCUGAGCCUGACGAGCCGGAGGCUCAGGUCCUGAUCCAGUCGAUCACGCGCCAAGCCGCAGAGUUGGAAGCAUAUGCCUAUAAUCUAGGCAAGCCCGGCCUUUUCGCUACUGCAAGUGCAGCCGAUUACCACUGGGAAUCCCUAUACCGCCAUAUGCCUCGAUUUGACGAGUGGCAAACAGCUCCUGAGGCGGCGCGGAUGGCUAUUGUCUUGAAGCAGAAGUUCAACCUAACGGACUCUUGGGGCCGCUACGAGUGGGGCGAGCGGAACGAUGGCCAGAUUAACCACUACAACCGCUUGCUUACCGUUGCGUGGCUAGCCAAUACAGAUGUUUCGCCUUGCACGAGUCUACAGCAGGUAAUCGAUUACGCGGCCAAAUACUGCUCCAAGUCGGAAAAGAAGAGCGAGUCUUUUGCCCAGAUUGGGAAGGCCCUGAUGCCCCGGGUCAAGGACCACAACCCCUUGAUUUCCUUCACGUCAAAGCUCCUCAAUCAGCUGGUUGCGGAGCGGGAUUACUCGAAGCAGGAGGUCAGCCACUUGCUCCUCGGCCUGCCGUUACAGGAAGGGCAUUCCCGCUCCCUCCGUAUUGACGGCGAUGAGGUGGACGAGGCCCCCAACGUUUACGAAAAGUACACUCAACGCCCGGAAGCCCUAGCGGACCUAAGCUACGUCUCCUUCCUGAAAUGCUGGAAUUUCCGCCCUAGGGACCCUUCCAAGUGGAAGCAAUGGCAGCCAGGCAACAUUAACGGCAGGCCUCGAGUGCUGGUUUACUUUCCUCGCUAUCAGGCUGAUCCAGAAGGUCAACAGUGGUCAGAUUACUGUCGUGCCUUCUCCUAUUGUUGGCAGCAUCACAGUCAUGGUGAUGACCAUUACAGUCGGCCAAAAGAGGCUCGAUUACAGCCUCAAGAUGAUCAAUACGAGGCUCUGCCUGUGGAGGAAGAAUUUGAUGACGAAGACUGGAUUCGCCUCGCCGCCCUUUACCUGACAACUCCCUUACCCAGCAAGAUCUUGACCUACCUGGCCGCCGCGAUAUCGACAUCAAUUACGAGUAGACACAGCAUGUGCCACCCCAUGGCCAACGAUGUGGAGGUCCUUGGCCCUCACUGGCGUAAUACGCUGAAUACGCAACAACGGCUCGUGUACGACACAUUCAUGGGCCACUUCCAGGCGCAAAAUCCUGCUCAAAUCCUUCUCCACGUUGAUGGUGGUGGUGGCACAGCCGCCCUACCGAAUCCUAGCCCUAUAUGCCGCGUGGCGCCAACAGGCGUUGCGAGUAACCAGAUACAGGGCAGCACCAUUCAUUCGUUGCUGCGCCUCCCAGUAGGCGGUACUUUCACCGACCUUCCCCCGGCCGACGCAGCCGCCCUUCAGUCCCGCCUACGGCACAUCAAAUACCUCGUUAUCGAUGAAAAGAGCAUGCUAGGGCUUGAGCAGCUCGCGCGGAUCGAUUCCCGUUUGCGACAAGCCUUUCCACAGCGUAACCUCGAGUUCUUUGGUGGUUUAUCUAUACCAUCCUGGAACCUCCUUAGCAAUCGGGUACAGGCACGGGUCAACCAAUACAACCACGAGCAUAUGGUGCAUCUCAACGCCCCGGCAAUACAAGUGGAGGCAAAGAAUCACGGCAACGGCGCUGGGCAGGCACCAAGCAACAAUGCUGGCAAUCUAUCUAACAAGUUCCCUGUUGCUAAGGGCACCAGGGUGAUGCUCACGACUAAUCUGUGGCAAUCAGCUGGCCUAGUUAACGGUGCUCAGGGAAAAUCUCACCCCAUCCUGCCAGUCAGGCGGGACUUCCUUGUGGGCAACGAGACCUGCGCUCGCACGCAGUUUCCCCUAAUCGUGGCGUUUGCUAUUACUGUUCACAAAUGCCAGAGCCUAACAAAGGAUAAAAUAGUUACUGAUCUCGCUACACGCGACUUCCAGGCCGGUAUUAGCUAUGUUGCCGUCUCACGGGUUACCUCGCUCCAAGGCUUACUCCUUGAGGCGCCGUUCGAUCGUCAGAGCCUCUAUAACCACACGCCGACGGAAGGGAUGAAGAUGCGCCUCGCUGACCAACAACGGCGUCAGGGUCAACAGCUGAGCGAUCCACUGUAUCCACCACUCUACCGUGACUAA
Hirsutella rhossiliensis is the source of this 2538-nucleotide messenger RNA. Its product is annotated as PIF1-like helicase domain-containing protein. Gene Ontology annotation, molecular function: DNA helicase activity. The record is from RefSeq and is a predicted model, not a curated record. The transcript is spliced from 16 exons. Bases 1 to 2538 code for a protein of 845 amino acids. NCBI's taxonomy places the organism in Eukaryota, Fungi, Ascomycota, Sordariomycetes, Hypocreales, Ophiocordycipitaceae. Gene Ontology annotation, biological process: telomere maintenance; DNA repair.